AUGGCCGCGACCAUGGUCACCGACUUGCGCUCCUCGAAUGACAAGCGCUUCGCGGUCCUGACACCGAGUGAUCCGUCGUCGCCCUCGCAAGAGUUGGUUGAGAUUUGCAGGACUUUCUUGGUGGCCUAUUUCCUUUGCUCCAGCAUGGCCAUGUCUUAUCGACGACCAACAAGUCUGCCUUACGGCCCUUGGGUCGAUGACUGCAUCGGGACUCUGGAGUUCUCACCAGGCAUACAUCCGAACGAUUGUAGGCUCGUCGAAUGGAUCAAGCUACACAGAAUUGCAGAGGAGAGUCUUUUGGCUGUCUCUAUGGACGACAAGUCGACGGUUGACAUCUCGGACGCCAGGACCAGAUUCAUAUUGAAAGGUUGCAUGGAGAAGGUGGAAAUAUGGAGGCGUUCAGUCACAGGAGACAUAUUGAACUCAACGAUGGAGAUACACUAUCAGACAAUACUAAUCACCCUCCAGGAGCCCGCCCUUCACGAGGGACAUGACACGUCAGAUUUCAGGCCUCCAUACGCGCUACUCCCGCUGCCUCUGUCGGUUCAAAACCGAGCCGAUGUCGGAAUGCACGCUGCCAGCUCGCUUAUACCGUGUGUCCUGUCGUCGCAGUCUCUUAUACGCACGUUCCUCGGCCUCCCCGUCGAAACGCUUCGAUUCAUGCCAGUAGUGACCUACACCAGGGUGAUGUACGCCUUGAUCGUCUUGAUCAAAUGUUAUGUGUCAGUGAGGACUCAUACCAGCCUUGCUGACCUGCACCCGGAGUCCUCCUUGGACCCAGUGAGUGCCAUUUCAAAGCUGCUGGGCAGGCUCGAGUCGAUCAGGGACCAAGAAGAGGGGCGAAUCCCAGUUCCCGUAGCCUUUCACUCCAUUUUGUCGGCAGUCCGCAAGUGGUGUGUCAGGCUGUUCACUACGGACAUUUGCCAGGAUGUCGAGGACGUCAUGGAGCCGAUGCUGCAUUUAAGUCUUGAAGAUGAAAGAAACCUUGGCAAUGCAGAAGUAGAGACAUCUACACCACCGGUUGAACAAUAUCCUAGAACAGAAGCUCAAUUUGUAUCCACAGAGGUUCUUUUUGACCAGAAGGAGUUGGAGUUUAUGGGAGAUAUACGCUUUGAUACAUUGGUGACAGAACCGUUGCUGGGGUUUCCGGAUUUCUUGGAUUAUGUGGACCACCCCUUUGUGUAA
Molecule: messenger RNA, 1185 nt
Organism: Diaporthe citri
Lineage: Eukaryota; Fungi; Ascomycota; Sordariomycetes; Diaporthales; Diaporthaceae
Exons: 3
Coding region: 1-1185 (394 amino acids)
Biological process (GO): regulation of DNA-templated transcription
Cellular component (GO): nucleus
Molecular function (GO): transcription cis-regulatory region binding; DNA-binding transcription factor activity, RNA polymerase II-specific
Source: RefSeq, a predicted model, not a curated record